Xenopus laevis (African clawed frog) is the source of this 2311-nucleotide messenger RNA. It is a transcript of the gene tbx4.S, whose product is annotated as T-box 4 S homeolog. Gene Ontology annotation, molecular function: DNA binding; DNA-binding transcription factor activity, RNA polymerase II-specific; DNA-binding transcription factor activity. The record is from RefSeq and is a predicted model, not a curated record. Gene Ontology annotation, cellular component: cytoplasm; nucleus; chromatin. Gene Ontology annotation, biological process: positive regulation of DNA-templated transcription; developmental process; angiogenesis. Lineage: Eukaryota; Metazoa; Chordata; Amphibia; Anura; Pipidae. The coding region runs from base 256 to 1878 and encodes 540 amino acids. The transcript is spliced from 9 exons.
GCACUGUGGAAAGGAAGGUUGAUCCAUAGCAGCAGCUGUGCCUAAAUCUACACACAGCAUUGCCCACUUCCCUCUGCCCACAGCUCCCUGCCCACGACACACACGGCCUGAAACAGUGGAUCAUCUUUACUGACACUGCAAGUCGGGGAACCCAGCUGCACCCACCAGGAAAUGCUGCUCCCUCGCUCUUGGAUACAUUUUUAACAAAGACAUAAGGGGACGUUCCUAGAGCCUGGAGCCUGUUUAACCACUGAAAUGCUCCAAGAGAAGAGCUUGUCAGAAAGUGAGGACGGGUUUCCAACAACCCAAACAGCUGGACAUGCAGAGGCUGCUGCAGGAUCACCAACACUGGGAGUAGCAGGUCUGAGCACCUCUUUGAGCAGCCCACAAAGCCAGGAUCCAGAGCAGACAAUAGAGAACAUCAAGGUGUAUCUACAUGAGAAGGAGCUUUGGAAGAAAUUUCAUGAAGCAGGCACUGAGAUGAUAAUAACUAAGGCUGGCAGGCGAAUGUUUCCAAGCUACAAAGUUAAAGUGACUGGAAUGAACCCUAAGACAAAAUAUAUCCUCCUCAUAGAUAUUGUUCCAGCUGAUGAUCAUCGUUACAAAUUUUGUGACAACAAAUGGAUGGUGGCUGGCAAAGCUGAACCCGCUAUGCCUGGUCGUUUAUAUGUACAUCCAGAUUCCCCUGCAACUGGAGCACACUGGAUGCGGCAACUGGUCUCAUUUCAGAAACUAAAGUUGACAAACAAUCACCUUGAUCCUUUUGGACAUAUUAUUUUGAAUUCUAUGCACAAAUAUCAACCAAGGUUACAUAUUGUUAAAGCGGAUGAAAAUAAUGCCUUUGGUUCCAAGAACACAGCUUUCUGUACACAUGUAUUUUCAGAGACAUCAUUCAUAUCCGUGACCUCUUACCAGAAUCACAAGAUAACACAACUGAAAAUUGAAAAUAAUCCCUUUGCAAAAGGCUUUAGAGGGAGUGAUGACAGUGACCUCCGUGUGGCACGUCUGCAAAGCAAAGAAUAUCCUGUCAUUUCUAAAAGCAUCAUGAGGCAAAGGCUGAUAUCAGGCCACCCAGGACAGUUAUCAGGCAAAUCAGAUCUUAACCCACUUCAUGGAAGUCACCAGGGCCUGCAGCAUUAUCAGUAUGAGAAUGGAGCGCACAUGCCAUUUGCCCCAACUGAUGCCCAGGACUUGCCACUCAAUACCUUCACUGCACAAAGGGACUCUGGCUUGUUUUAUCACUGUUUAAAAAGAAGAGAAGGGGCUCGCCAUCUUGACCUACCUUGCAAGAGAUCUUAUCUGGAUCCCUCAUCAUCUAUGGCAGAUGAUCACUAUUUCCGAUCUCCUCCCCCAUAUGACCAGCAAAUGUUGAGCCCAUCAUACCGCAAUGAAGUUACACCAAGGGAACCAUGUAUGUACUCUACUUCAGGAGCUGAAAUAGCUGGUGUAUCAGGAGUAGAAGAUUUACCUCCUCCUCCUCCACCUUUAAGCUGUAACAUGUGGACUUCUGUUUCACCGUACACUAGCUACAGUGUUCAGACAAUGGAAACUGUGCCAUAUCAACCUUUCCCUACUCAUUUUACCACCACAGCGAUGAUGCCUCGUCUGCCUGCCAUUGCAGGGCAAGGUUCUCAGCCUCCUGGAGAAUCCCACUUCAGUGUCUACAAUCAGCUUUCUCAGUCGCAGGCUCGGGAGAGAGUCCCUUCGUCAUUUCCCAGAGAAAGGGUACAUCCAUCCCUCUGUGAACGAAAACCCCCAUCCCCUCAUAUCAACACAGCCAAUGAAUUUCUGUAUUCGCAAGGCUUUUCUUUAUCCAGAGAAUCCUCCCUACAAUAUCAUUCAGGUAUGGGGACUGUUGAAAACUGGACUGAUGGAUGACUGCUGCUACCAUGGACGCCACAUAUGAAUUAUUCUUCUAUGACCCAAACAAUCUGAUUUCUCUCCUUAUUACCUGUUGGUAUCCUGCACUCCAGAAAGUCUUUUUAUCUGAGAUUGCUUGAUAUAGAGGAUAUAGAGAAAAUAUCACUAUAGACGUUAAAGCCAACCUAUACAGAUGUCCUGUGUCUUCUAUAUUUCGAAUACUGGGAAAACUGAACCAAUGGAAAAGUAGAACAUGCAUCAAACUAUUUCUCAAAUGAAAUACAAAAAAAAGUGAAAAAUCACUACAUUUUUGCAUGCUGAAUAGCUAUUUAUACAUAUGUAUGUAUAUAUAUAUAUAUAAAUAUAUAUAUCUAUCCAAAUGCAAGCCACAUUUUCAAUGAAGCUUUGCUUUAAACAGAUGAAAUGCUUAAUAAAAUCAAAUGUUACCAGG